Messenger RNA from Musa acuminata AAA Group (dessert banana), 2014 nucleotides. RefSeq names its product probable E3 ubiquitin-protein ligase RHC2A. Gene Ontology annotation, molecular function: ubiquitin protein ligase activity. Gene Ontology annotation, biological process: protein ubiquitination. Gene Ontology annotation, cellular component: cytoplasm. NCBI's taxonomy places the organism in Eukaryota, Viridiplantae, Streptophyta, Magnoliopsida, Zingiberales, Musaceae. Bases 285 to 1439 code for a protein of 384 amino acids. The record is from RefSeq and is a predicted model, not a curated record. The transcript has 2 exons.
AAUAAAAACACCUAAUUCGCCUCCUCUCGCCCUCUUCAAAGCCAUCUCCGGCUCCAUCUCAACCCAAAUUGUGUUUCGCAAGGAUCAUGAGAUAGGAAUACGGUAAAUUUUCCCUUUAUUUUUUGUAAAGAUUUGAGCGUUUCAUCUGGAGAUGGGAUCGGAAUCUUCGGACUCAUUGCUUUGAGGGAUUCGUUCCAAAGAUCGGAACUUUCGGGGUUUUGUCCCCGGAUUCUUUCGUUUCUGAGAGAAAGUUUGGAUCUUUGUUGUUGUUCUUGUUCGAUUUGAUGCCUUCUGCCAUAGCGACGGCGUCGUCGUACUGGUGCUACCGGUGUAGCCGCUUUGUCCGGGUGUGGCCGCGGGACGCCAUCGUCUGCCCCGAUUGCGAAGGCGGGUUCUUAGAGGAGGUGGUGACACCUCCUCCCCCCGUCCCCGCAGUUGCUGAGCCCCGUCGCCGCCGGAUCCCCUCUGCAGGCGCACACGCUCUCGGCAGCGACGAGUCCUCUGUGGCUGCUCACCCCCGCCAGCCCUCCGAGCUCAGGUUCCAACGCAACCGCCGCACAUCCGCCGGUGACAGGUCCUCGUUCAAUCCGGUAAUCGUCCUCCGCGGCCCUUCAGACGGCGCCCGUGACGCGGAUCGAGCCGCCGCCGCCACCACCAGAUUCGAGCUCUACUACGACGACGGCACCGGAUCCGGCCUCCGCCCCUUGCCAGAAAGCAUUUCGGAAUUUCUGAUGGGCUCCGGCUUUGACCGCCUCCUCGAGCAGCUCGCCCUGGUCGAGCUCAACGGCAUCGGUCGCGAGAGGGGGUGCGAGCAUCCACGGGCGUCAAAAGCCGCCAUCGAGUCAAUGCCGACAAUAGAGAUCGUUGGUGACCACAUCGGCAAAGACUGCCAUUGCGCCGUCUGCAUGGAUUUGUUCGAGCUGGGGACUGAGGCCCGUGAGAUGCCCUGCAAGCACAUCUAUCAUCAAGAUUGCAUCUUGCCGUGGCUUUCGCUCCGGAACUCUUGCCCUGUUUGCCGCCAUGAGAUGCCGACAGAUGCGCAAGGAAUAGGGACACCGGGGGCAGAAGGCGAUGAACAGGCUUCUGCCCCCAGGAACGAUGAGGAGUCGGUGGGGCUGACAAUAUGGAGGCUUCCUGGUGGGGGGUUUGCAGUUGGGAGGUUCUCUGGGGGCAGGACGGCGGGGGAACGAGAAUUUCCGGUUGUUUACACUGAGAUGGAUGGUGGAUUCAACAACAGUGGAGCACCGAGAAGGAUCUCGUGGACUUCAAGAAGGAGUAGGACAAGAGAGGGCAGAGGAAUUGGUCAGGCUAUUCGUAGUUUCUUCUCAUUUUUUCGGCUGCCACGAUCGACUUCCUCUUUUUCAUGGUCCAGCUCAGAAUCUCAUCCUGCAUCUUCUUAUAGGCAUGAAAGGGAUUCAGUUUUCAGAAGGCGUUCGUGAAGUCGAGGCACCAACUGGGAUGGAAAUGCCAAUGACAUUGCAUGAUGGCGAUUCUCUUUCGCAAACCUGUCAAUUUCUUAUGAUGCAGAGUCAUUGAGUUUUGCAUCAAGACAUUUUGGGUGGUUGAAUCUGCCUGUUCUUCUCAGCAGCCACAAGAGCUUUAUUCAAUCCCAAUUAAAGGUUUCUUAGUUUAUGUUCUGCUAUAGAAGCCUACAGAUAUUAUAUUGCAACUGUAUCUCUUUCCUUAGGGUGAUCACAUCUUCAUGAAAGAUGUUCUCAUUUGUUGUAUUAAUGAACCUUUCCAUCUUAGCUCUCUGUCUGAUCAUUUGAUAGAGAUAGGCUGAUACAUGGUGGUUGGCCUUCCUAAUAUCUGUUCCCUUGUUGCUUGUCUUCUUCUUAAUCAUUGAGGGGUUAGAUUAAUUCUUCUCUUUCUACUUUUCAGCUAAAUUGUUGGCAUGAUCUUUUUCAUGAUUGAAGGUAGUGUUCUUGGAAUUUCUGUUGUCACACUACUCACUGCAAGUGGUGUUCCUGCUUCAAGUAUGUUAACUAUGUAUUCCAGGCAGCAACAGUAUGUA